Oncorhynchus tshawytscha (Chinook salmon) is the source of this 4723-nucleotide messenger RNA. RefSeq names its product E3 ubiquitin ligase RNF157. Lineage: Eukaryota; Metazoa; Chordata; Actinopteri; Salmoniformes; Salmonidae. The transcript is spliced from 18 exons. Gene Ontology annotation, biological process: protein ubiquitination. Bases 647 to 2806 code for a protein of 719 amino acids. Gene Ontology annotation, cellular component: cytoplasm. The record is from RefSeq and is a predicted model, not a curated record. Gene Ontology annotation, molecular function: ubiquitin protein ligase activity.
UAUUAAGCCAUCAUCUGCUGCAGCAUUGCAGUGAUUCGUUCCCACAUUUGGGGAAGGUCACGUUAUAGCGAACCGGGAGCUGCCUGCCUGCUGAUAUUGUACUGCGCAAAACCCAUAGUCCGGAUUUGUGCCUGACGUCAUGGGUAGCCACCAUUAGAUUCGUUCUUUGACAAUUGGAGCACGGAGAGUCCAAGCAAAGAUAGCCAUCAGCAUCCCCGCACGGCCUUACAAACGGGAGAGAACAAACAGAGAAGAUGUCGAGUGGACCGUUAUACGGCGCUACAUAGGGAGAUACCUCGUUUUCCUCCUCAAAGCGGCCCCCGAAAAGCGCUGCAGUGGAGAGGAGAAUGCGUCGCUAAGUGAAAGGAUACAUAGCUUUGCUGUUAAAGGGACGCAGUUGUUGCUUUUCUGCCUCUAAACAAACAGUGACAGUCCCACGGGGCUUUGGAUAAAGCAGCAAUAACAACAACUAAUCCCCAGAACGAGCACAACAACUAGGCUACGGCUGCUAACCAAGGACAUAAACCAAUAAUAACAAUGGAAACGGCAGCAGGAACUGGUUUAAGUUAAAGACAAUAGAGAUUUUUGAGAAUAGCGAAUAUUUUCUUGGUAUGUACGUUAAUUUUAGCUUUUAUUUUCUGUGGAAAUGGGAGCUUUGACCAGCAGACAAAAUGCAGGAGUGGAAGAGGUCGAUAUACCGUCCAACUCGGUGUACCGCUAUCCACCGAAAUCUGGAAGCUACUUUGCCAACCACUUCAUCAUGGGCGGGGAGAAGUUUGACUCCACCCACCCCGAGGGAUACCUGUUCGGAGAGAACACCGACCUCAACUUCCUGGGAAUCAGACCAGUGGCGUUUCCCUAUGCGGCCCCGCCUCCUCAGGAGCCAGUAAAGACGCUACGAAGCCUUAUAAACAUCCGUAAAGAUACACUGAGGCUCGUACGGUGUAGUGAGGACCUGAAACUGCCAGGGGAGGACGUGGCAGCGAAAAGCAAAGCCUGUUACAACAUAGAGUUCACCUUCGACGCUGACACACAGGUGGCCAUCACCAUCUACUAUCAAGCUAUAGAGGAGUUCCACAACGGAGUGCCUAUCUACAUUCCCCAGGACAGCUCUCUCCAGUCAGAGACGGUGCACUUUAAGAGAGGAGUCUGUCAGCAGUUCUGUCUGCCCUCCCACUCCAUCAAUCUGUCAGAGUGGGCCGAUGAGGAGUUGCUGUUUGACAUGGAUAAGGAUGUGUUUCCCAUGGUCGUUCAAGCGACAGUAGACGAGGGGGAAGAUCACAUGGGUCACUCCCAUGUCCUCCUGGCCACCUUUGAGAAGCACAUGGAUGGGAGCUACUGUGUCAAACCUCUGAAACAGAAACAAGUGGUGGAUGGGGUGAGUUACCUUCUUCAGGAGAUCUACGGCAUCGAGAACAAGUACAACAGCCAAGAAUCAAAGGUUGCGGAUGAUGAGAUCAGUGAUAACAGUGCAGAGUGUGUGGUGUGUCUGUCGGACGUCCGCGACACACUCAUCCUGCCCUGCAGACACCUGUGUCUCUGUAAUGCCUGCGCCGACACUCUCCGCUACCAGGCCAACUGCUGCCCCAUAUGCAGACUGCCGUUCCGGGCCCUGCUGCAGAUCCGAGCCAUGAGGAAGAAGCUGAGUCCUCUCUCUCCUGCCGGGUUUAACCCCGUUAUCACCUCCCAGACCUCCGACUCAGAGGAACACUCGGCGUCAGACCACAUCCCCCCAGGUUAUGAGGCCGUGUCUCUCCUGGAGGCUCUGAACGGGCCCCUGAGCGUGUCUCCCUCGGCUCCCCCUCUGCAGGAACUCUCUGGGGGCCACGUCUCAGGGACCCUGCCCCACUAUAGCAGUGAGCCCCACCCCGCCCCGGCACGCUCCAUGUCCCCCCUGGACCACUCCAACUCCAGCCAGGGACUCAAACUGAAGAAGAGCGGCUCCAAGUCUCUCUCCCAGAAUUCUUCGGUGCUGCCCGAGGAGGAGGACGAGAAGUCAGAACGCAGCGAAUCAGAAGUUCAGGCCUGCCGCCGGAAACAACAACCGGAGAGUGGUGUAACUCCAGAGAGUGAGAAUCUGACUCUAUCCUCGUCUGGAGCCAUCGACCAGUCCUCCUGUACUGGGACACCUUUCUCCUCCACCAUCACCUCCCCUGAAGACCAAGUGAGCAGUAGCCUGGCCCAGUCAGUCAUGUCCAUGGCUUCGUCCCACAGCCAUCACUCUCAGAUCAGCACUGACACCCUGUCUUCCAUGUCUGGCUCCUACCUGGCUGGGCCGGAGGGGGAGGUAGAGGGGGAGGAGGGGGGAGAAGCAGAGGGGGAGGAGAACCAGGAUGCACCCAUGGAGAGCCGGGGACCCUCACAGCAGGAUGGGGAAGUGAGACGGGGGAGAGAAGGGAGAACAGGGGUGGAGAGAGAGCUACCCAUGGAACCAAAAGAACAGAACUUCUCAGUCGCUGUGUCAGACGAGCAGGAUUCAGAGGGAAAUGAUGUCACAGAGGAAGACUGCCCCUCGCCUUCCCACGAGCAGGGUGGGCGGAGCAGGUGUCCAGAGUUGGCCAAUAACAAUCAGGGCGUCGCCCUCUGCGACACGCACUGUUUGGGGGGGCUGGACAAUGAGCAGGUUCCCGACUGCCGAUUCGCCGGUCUGAUGUAUCUGGGAGGCUAUAGGCCAGUGUUGGAGCCUCUCCCCCACCACGCCUCAACCAGUAAUAUCAACCUGGAGGAGCAGGGGGCGGAGACUAGGGAUGGCCAGAGUCCCAAACAAACACCUCACACACCACGCCGCGGACCACUCAUAGUGUAACACGCACACACCCGUACAAUUCCGACCUCAGCGUCAUAACAGCAUAGACUGAUAUUUUAGCCAUUUUACGCAACCUCAUGAUUACGCAGUAGACCUUCCUCCCUGCAUCUCCUCACCUAAUCAACCAACGCCCAUGUCCUGAGGCAGUGUCCUCACUGAACCGUCCUGCACCUCUCCUCACUGAACCGUCCUGCACCUCUCCUCACUGAACCGUCCUGCAUCUCUCCUCACUGAACCGUCCUGCAUCUCUCCUCACUCAACCGUCCUGCAUCUCUCCUCAGUCAACCGUCCUGCACCUCUCCUUGCUCUGGACAAUAGAUGAGAAGCAUCUAUCUCAGUUGCUAAAUCUAAAUCUAACAGGAAAAUCUUGAAGAGGAUUUAACCUAUCCACAGUCCAAAAAGGAGACUGCUAGAGUUAGACCAUUCUCCCCCUCAAUGUGUCAUAAUGGCUUUCUUGUGUUUCGUGUCAUUGGUAGACCUUUGGGACUCCUCCCCUUGCCUCUACCAACCAACCAAUCAGGGGUUAGUGUGAUCUGCAAUCUAAUUAAUAUUCAUGUAUUUCUGUUUGACCUUCUAACGAAUGGUCGAACACUAUAAAAACAACAGUUAGCUUCACUAGACGACCAAACUGGAUUGUACUGGACUCACCAGCUCCAGUCCAUGAACCAGUAGACUCUGGCCCUGGUUUUGCAUGCAGCUCUUUUAUGUCUCCAAUCAGCCCUACUGUACUCAACUGUGAUCUAUCCUGAAUGGGACUUGCCUCGUUAGCUAAGAAACUGGACAUGCUGGUGAAAGAAGGAUUUGAUCCAAAAUGGCGGUGGUAGAUUGAUACUGAACUGUAAAGAAGACAGAGUGGAGUCCCUGAGAAUGUACGAUGCCGAUGGAAGAUGUGUAACACUCAGAGGAGAAUGUAACGUAAUGAUUUGUUUUGGGGUUAUUAACUGUAGAAGAAUGACCUCUGAACUUCGAACUACCACCUGUGUCACUUGCACACCUUUCCUAACGCACACACCAGAUUAUCUCAGUCUGAUUUACUGGUGUAAAGAGCUUUACCACAAAGACACUAAAGCAAUACAGAACCUGUACCUGUAAACAAGUAACACACAUCACCCUACAAAAACACCUGUGCUGUUCGAUAGACAAACCUGAACCUUCUCAUUUUGUGAAAACCUUUUAGUUAGUUUCAUUUUCUAUUAUAUUGUUUUUAGUGUAUGCUCUACUCUUAAUGUCGUCACAUGUUCUGUGUUUUAUUUGUUUAAACAAAAAUGUGUUGCUCAUUACGUGGAUGAUAUGUGAAAUUAAUCAUUUGUAUUUUAGAAGAAAAAAAAACGACAUAAAAAAAACGGGAUGAUGACACCAACAUGGAAUGCACUUCUUGCUGUUACCCAGGCAACACACUUUGCGGUGCAUGAGGCGAUUGUAGAGUAAAGCAUGGUAGUCUAGGUCAGUCUCCACCCCUGUAGAGUACCCACAGUGGUAUGCUCCACAGAUCCUCACACCCCUAAAGAGUACCCAUAGUGGUACACCCCUCUGAUCUUUCUGUUUUGUCAUAUUGUCUCCAAAAUGACACCCUAUUCCCUGUAUAGUGCACUACUUUGACCAGAACCCAAUUCCCUGUAUUGUGCACUACAUUUGACCAGAGCCUUAUUCCCUUUUAAGUGAAGGUAGCGAGCCACAUGGGGCAAUAGGGUGACAUUUGAGAUGCAUAGAUAGUCCUAUAAGAUACACUACAGAUCCUUCCUUAUCCUCAACUACAGGCUGGCUACAGCUGUUAGCUAGUGGUCACACCGUCAGCUCAUACACCCCUACCUGUAUCCCUCUCACCUACAGUAUACUGGACCAUGGGUCACUUUUGUAGAAUGCUGAUUGAAAAUGUCAACUGCAAGAAAAAAAAAUAAAGUUUUUCGAACUAAAGUC